AUGUCCCCCCGAGCAGCAGACGCUCAGCCUGAGCAGCAAAGCUGGUGCACCAGGAGCCGCCUGAUUCCGCUGAUCCUGGGCUUGCUGUGCUUGAUUGCCAUCAUCGUAGGCAUUGCCGUGGCCGUGGCCAGCGCCAAUCAUGGCUCGGGCCCUGCUCCCCCACCGCUGCCGGCUGGUCCGGUGCGGGGGGUGGCGUAUGCCCCGCUGCCAUGCACCAUGGACGCGCCCUGCAAGGAGAAGCUGCCCAGUGAGGACGUCAUGCUGCCUGGUUACGCAGCCCAGUGGGGCCCGAAGGGCCGCAAUGACCUGGAGGUCAUCCAGAAGUUGGGUGCCAAUGCGGUCCGCAUGUACAACUCCCUGGGCUACGAUGGAGACCACGGCGCCUUCCUGGACCGAGCUCACUCCCUUGGCCUGAACGUGAUGCCGGGCAUCGAAACCAGUCUGGCACUCUACAACUGCACCAACUUUGACUGCUACGACACUGUCAAGAAGGUGAUGAAGGAUGGCUUUGCCCAGGGCUUUGCCAAGGACAAGCAGUGGCACCCUGCCGUCCACUUGGUGGUUCUGCUGAAUGAGCCAGACUUCUUGGUGAACGACCCUCGCUGCCCGGGCAAAGCCGCCUGGUGCCGGGUGAAGGCGGUGCUGUCUGCCCUGGACGGCUUUCUGGCAGCUGAGAAGGAGGCGGGCAUCCAGCCUGGCCGAGUCAACCUCACCACCACCUGGUCCUUCUCCGUGGCGGAUUCCAUCGACGGAAAGUGCAAGAAGUGCCCUGGCUACUUCGGCUUCCAGGACAUGCUGGCGGUGAUGAAGGAUCCAUCCCUUGCCAAGUACAAGCUGAAAUCGAGCGCUGCAGAGGUGGCGGAUGCGUUCGACAAGAGGUGGGUCAAUGGGGUGAACGUGCAUGACCCGUGGAGCUUUGUCAAGGACACCAUUGCUAAGAACUACGCGCCCUUCGGAAACAAGCCUUGGUUCAUCGGCGCCUUUGGAGACCUGAGUCAGCCCCACGAGAUUCUGAAGAAUGACGUCAAGGCAAUGCACGAGUAUGCCUCCAACUCCAGCCUCUUCUUGGGCGCCACGGUUUUCGAGUUCCAGACGGCGUACUUCAAGGGAGGCACCGAAAUGAACUUCGGUAUGUUUGGCCUGGGCAAGACAAAGAUCGGGGACGCAGAUGUGUGCGACCAGCAGGGCGCCUGCGGCAAGUGGCCAGUCUACUGCCUGGAGACCAACCUGACUUGGGUGCCGGCUGACCAGGCUCAUCGCGCGGAGGCUGUGGCGGCUGCAUGGGGCGGCAAGGUCACUGGCCUUUGCAGCAGCACUGUGAGCACAGAGCCGGAGAUGCGGAUUGUGGUCUGA
Molecule: messenger RNA, 1353 nt
Organism: Effrenium voratum
Lineage: Eukaryota; Dinophyceae; Suessiales; Symbiodiniaceae
Source: the annotation of a GenBank genome assembly